Molecule: messenger RNA, 3459 nt
Organism: Fusarium fujikuroi IMI 58289
Lineage: Eukaryota; Fungi; Ascomycota; Sordariomycetes; Hypocreales; Nectriaceae
Exons: 7
Coding region: 1-3459 (1152 amino acids)
Molecular function (GO): protein binding
Source: RefSeq, a predicted model, not a curated record
AUGGACCUCACGCAAUCCUCACAAGCGGUUACAUGUUCUGUACCUAAAAAAGGGGACCAGAUACUGCAAAAUGCCAUCAACUCAUUUCGGACCGUUCUCACAUCCGAGCAGCUUGCCGAGUUCGACUGUAUCCAAUCUGUACCCGAAACAGAUGCGGUUCUUGUAUUCACCGCUGAGUUAGAUCUUCGACGACAGAACAAGAAAGGCAAAAGCAUCGCCAGCCGCCUAUUUCCCGUCCUUCAAGCAGUGCACAGCUUUACGUCUAUCAUCGAUACGUUCAUCUCAUCAAACCCUACCAUUGCAGCCCUUGUUUGGGGAAGUGUGAAAAUGACAAUGACAAUCAUGCUCAAUACUGCGUCUUAUUAUGAAGCCUUUGUUGAGUUAUGUAUGGAGCUUGGCAGGAUUUGCCCCAGGUUUGAGCAAUAUCAGGCUCUGUUCCCCGCCUCCAAACGCCUACAGGAAGCCUUGUGCACUUUUAACGCCUGUAUAAUCGAGUGCUGUAGGCGCGUUAUCGCAAUGCCGAAAAGCUCGAGUGGCUGGACCUCCCCACUUAGUCCACUCAAUCCGUCGUUCUGGCAGUCAUUUCAGCAGGUCUUUGAGUCUGAUCUACAAAAGCUCCGCGAUCACAGUAAGAACGUCAACAAGGAGAUUAGGCUUGCAGCAGAUCAGUCACAGUAUCGAAACAACGAGCUCCAAAGACUAGAGAAUGAACAAGCCGAUCGGUCCAGGCGGUCGCUCGGUCGCUUCAUGUCCCGCACGCGCGAUGACUUUGACACAAUGCACAGGUUGCAGAUCAUGAGAAAGGAGGAAUUAGAGAGACAAACCAAUCAAAAGCUUCUAGACUCUUUAUCUUCUUAUGAUUACAUCAAACCUCUGAAACAAGCCCGCCAGAAGCGAUACCCCAAAUCAGCAGAAUGGAUCUUCAACACAGACGAGUUCAAACGCUGGGUCAAUGGGAAUACACCAAACUUGCUCUGGUGUUCUGGGAAAAUGGGAUCGGGAAAGUCAAUCGUCUCUGCGAGUGUGAUUGACUAUCUUUUGAAUCACCGAUCUAGCGCUCAAAGCCAUGUGACGUUCUUUUUCUCACGAUUUGACGAUUUAGAGUCGAUGAGAGCUGAAACUAUUGUACGAGCUCUUGCUAGGCAGUUGAUCACCAUCCAGGACGUUUCAGGUGAUACUAAGCAGGCUUUGGAGACCAUACAAAAAGCCCAGGAAGAUAUCUCAUCGGAACUUUCUCGGCUCUUGACCCGUCUACUAUCAAGAAAAGGUCCACCGUCGUGGAUUAUACUGGAUGGCAUAGAUGAGUGUCAAAAAGAAGAACGCCAAACGGUCUUCGAGGUGUUGACAUCAAUGCUAGAUGAUGGCAUUAACGCCAGGUUGUUUAUCACCAGCCGGGAUCAUGCGACAUCUAACUUUAAGGGAGUCUCUGCCAACCUAGAGGAAGUUUCUAUGAACUGUUCUCUUGCCCGAGAUGGCAUGGCCCAACUAGUUGAGCAGGCCGUGCAAAAGUGUGUUGAUACUCAAGAGCUACUAGUUAGCGAUCAGAUACUCAUGACCGAAAUUAAGAAUACUCUCACACAGCACGCUGACGGCAUGGUUCUCUGGGUAACUCUGAUCCUUAGACACCUCUGCAGCCAGCCAAGCAACGAAAGGAUCCGCGAGGGAAUCGCUUUAAAGAAUCUACCAAGAAAUCUAUCAGAUAUCUUUAACCGGAUUCUAGUUCGAAUUAUCUCCGAUGAGAAAGGUAGCAUCGUUAAAGCACUUCUUCCGUGGAUAGUGGCAGCAAAGCAGCCUCUGACGCUGUCCCAACUCGAGGAAUGCUGUCUGAUCACUCCACUUCAAGAGUAUAUUAUCCGUGAUCGAUAUGUGAAUGGAAUUCAUUUUAUCGACACUUGGUUCAAAGGUCUUGUUGAAGUUGAAUAUGAGACAAAAACGGUUCACUUUAUCCAUGCGUGCGUUCAACAAUUCUUUCUCACCGCGUCAGAUAACCCGGUCUUUUCGAACUUCCACGUUUGUCUCGAAGACGCUGAUCGCCAUAUUGGAGAUGUUUGCAUCACGUACUUGAACUUCAGCGAUUUUAAGACAACCUUAGCCCGAGUUCGUUCGCCCCUGCCACCAAUAGGUCCUGGCGAGAUCUGCCAAAAGGCCCUCAGCAAUGAGUGGAGUUGGCCUAGGCUCCUGAGACUCUCUCAGAGAAUCCACGGUCACAAGCAACGAGCCGCUGAUGUUGAUGCAACUAUUGCCUCGUUUAAAAGAGCUUCCGAUGCAACUUUUCAGGAAACUAUACUCCUUGAUCAUCCAUUUCUUCCCUAUGCUUCGACCCAUUGGCUCUCACACUCGGUUAACUUCGACCAAGGGCAAUGUCAAACAUGGAGUCUAUGGAAGAGUAUGUUAAUGCAUGGGCAUGAAUUGGCUGCAUCGCCAGUGUCUGAAGAGCAUCAUCGGACUAUCGAUGGGGCUACUGUUCUUUGGGCUACUCAUGAGAGGCACUUCGCACUUUUGUAUGUUGUCGUUAUGUCAACGGAACUAUCUGAACAACAUGAACCAGCCCUGGUCAACUAUGUGUUGAAAGAGAAUGAUACCGACCUUCUGCAUCGCAUGUUGAAAUGGGGAUUGUCGCUCAAUUCACUAUGCUGUGGAGCGGCGCGUAAUGGUCGCCUUGAGAUCAUCAAGACACUAUUUGAAGCAGGCGUGGACAUCAACAAUGGAUCGUUUGUAAAAGGCCCCAAAGGCUGGCUGGAGUCUGUUCCUCUCACUGAGGCUAUUGAGCAAGGCCAAGUCAAAGUUAUGGAGUAUCUUCUACAGAAGGGGGCAAACCCCGAUUCGACGCGUAGUCUCUUUUCAAGUUCAAGUCCGCUUGAGCUAGCGGCAGAAUUGGGGGGCUCGAAAGGCCUCCAGGCUUGCAGGGUGCUGGCUGACGCCGGGGCAAACACGAAGAAUACUAAAGCCCUGCUGAUAUCCUGUGCUCGUGGCGACAAGGAAAUCAUAAGACUCCUCCUUAACGCGGGUGCUGAUGUCAACGUCUCAUACCCUGCGCCGGAAUCGAAACUCCUAUCUAAAAAUGGUCUCUGGAACACUGCCCUACUGGAGGCUUUCACCGUUCCAAAGCCGGAAGCUGAUAUUAUUGAGGUUCUGAUUCAAGCUGCAGGAAAACGAAAUAUAGGACGUUUACCAGACAGUGGCUACAGACUAUUGAGAGAAUCGAUCAGGAGUGGCGAUUGCAAUUUGGUAAAAAUACUAAUACGGGAGGGCGCUGACCCUAGUGGGAGGCCUGAUUUUUUUCACGAUACUCCCUUGAUGCUAGCAGCUGAUGAAGGGUUGUUUGAAAUCAUGCACUAUCUACUGGAUAAUGGAGCUCGAGCUGGUGAUUUCAACGGCAUAACUGCAAGAAUACCGGCUUAUUUGAAAGAGGGAAAGGACUAUGAGGAGCUCUUAACUAAACUCAAACAAGCAGACUAA